GCCGUGGCGGUUGGAGUAGCUCAAAUGGAAGGGGAAAGCAGAGUUCCUUUUCCUAUUUACAAAUUGGAUUUUAUUAUAAGUUAUUGUCGCAAGCAAAUUUUAAAUGGAUCAGAAGCUAACAACUUUACAAAAGCUGACAUAACAAAGCCAGAAGUUGUGCAGCGCUUGUAUGUAAGAAACUUGCAGUAUAUCUUUGAUGCAAGACCAGACUGCUUCUGCAUGAUGACUGGUGAUGAAAACAUACCGUAUCCCCAACUUCUUGAAAAUUGUGUCCCAAUAUUGAAUCUGUAUAUUUGCAUGCAUAGCUUAAUAUCACUAUGCGCAAUACCAAAUUUUACGAUGAAUGACUUCUGGAAUCCGAAAAAAAAGCGUACCAUUAUGAUCCUGAGUGGAAUCAUUAGUUUCCUUCAAUUAAGGAGGAGUGCCCUGGAGACCUAUCUGAACCAACAAAAAAGUUUUAAACUGAAUUUGGAGAUGAUGCAGCAGAUGUUUUCUUCAAAUGAAGAAAUGAAGUACAAAAUUCAAAGCUUAAACACAAUACCACCUGAGCAAAAGGCAAAAAUUGACGUACUUUCAGCUGACAUUACAGAAUUACACCAAGUGAUAAACGGGGAAUAUCGUCACAAGCAAAGUUCUGUUCAAGAUGUAACAACACAACUGAAGGCAAAAAUUGCUGAAAGAAACAAAGUGCUGAGCCAGCUGAAAGUGGACUUGGUUAAUGAAAAGGAGAUGCAAGCAAAGCUCAAACCCAUGAUUGUGGAAUGUCCAGAACAACAAAAGAGUGAAAUACAAGCAAUGAAUGAGGCAGUAGAGAAGAAAAAAGAUGCCUUGCAAAAGAAAAAUGAGCGGAUAUUAGAACUUCAGGACAAGUCGGCAAAUUUUACCAACUUCCAAAAGAAAGAACUAGAAUCUUACUUGGGUAUCUUGGCACAAAACCAGACUUGCUGUAACCAACUAAGCAGUAAGAACACUGAGAUUUGGAAUGAAGGAAAUGAGCUUGACAGAAAAAAGGUGGAACUUGAAAGCAUGCAAACAGAAGAGACUCCACUGAAAAGGCUUCUCUGUUCAAAAUUGGAAAAGCAAGACAAGCUAAAGAUGCAGAUGCUUAAGAAACAGGAAGCUAAGGAUCAUGAUCUUGAUUCAGUAGCCACUGAGUGUGAUCAAUUAAAGGUUCGAAACCAGGAAAUAUCUGAGCAGAUUGCUCAAAUAAACAGUGAACGUCAACAUAUUUUGGCAAAAAUUCAGUUGCUGCAAGAGAACUGUGAGAAAGAGGUGUCUGAAUACAAGAAUCUCCUUUCCAAAUUGCUGACUCAUAUGGAACAAUAUCAUGAACAUUUGGCCACAGUGACAGAGAAGGCUACACACGAGAGGCGUGAACAAAUGACAGAACUGAAGAGGGCCAUAAAUGAACGAAUUUAAAAUCCUUUUUAGUCACUUCAAAAUUGUGUACAACAUAUUUUAUUAACUUUUUUUUAAAAAGUCUGUCUCUACUGCUUAUUCUUAACAAGCAACAAAUUAUUCUUGAUCAGAUGUUUCAAAGCUAGCACAUUUGUCACUGCUUGACAUAAUUUGUAUAUAACAAGAUCAUAAAUGAGAGCCUCUCCCAGUAUAAUGUCUAUACAUAUUUUGGUAUGUGUUUUGAAAUAAAUAUAAAAAUAAACUGCAGAUUAAUGAGAAUUGCUAUAGUUAAUACACAAAUAAAAUGUGAAUGUGUUUCAUAGAUUAACUGCUAUUAAAAUAAUGGUAAAGGAUUGUCGAGGGAGAUUGC
Molecule: messenger RNA, 1768 nt
Organism: Hypanus sabinus (Atlantic stingray)
Lineage: Eukaryota; Metazoa; Chordata; Chondrichthyes; Myliobatiformes; Dasyatidae
Gene: nuf2
Product: UF2 component of NDC80 kinetochore complex
Exons: 14
Coding region: 25-1419 (464 amino acids)
Biological process (GO): mitotic spindle organization; meiotic chromosome segregation; attachment of mitotic spindle microtubules to kinetochore
Cellular component (GO): kinetochore; Ndc80 complex
Molecular function (GO): protein-containing complex binding
Source: RefSeq, a predicted model, not a curated record